This is a messenger RNA of Temnothorax curvispinosus, 5038 nucleotides long. It is a transcript of the gene slgA, whose product is annotated as proline dehydrogenase 1, mitochondrial. Gene Ontology annotation, molecular function: proline dehydrogenase activity; FAD binding. Bases 803 to 2758 code for a protein of 651 amino acids. Gene Ontology annotation, cellular component: mitochondrion. The record is from RefSeq and is a predicted model, not a curated record. The transcript has 11 exons. NCBI's taxonomy places the organism in Eukaryota, Metazoa, Arthropoda, Insecta, Hymenoptera, Formicidae.
UUAUAUUUAAGCCGUCCGCGGAUCCGGUGGCCACGGGUACGCAGUCGGAACGUGGUGUCCCCGGCGGCGAGCGAAAAUCAAUAUUUCCGUCGCGUCGCGAGGACCGAGAGAGCGCACAGCGGGCCGGUCGCCAUUUGCCGUGCUAUAUUGCUCGCGCGCUCGACCGCUCGUCCCACGACCCACGACACGGCCACGACGACGGGGCCGCUGCUGCCGCCGUCAUCACCGGUCAGUUGCGCCUCGCGCCGCGUCGCCUCGCCUCGCCUCGCCUCGCUUCGCUUCGCGAUUUUUGUCCACGUAUACGUCCGUCGGUCCGUCGCUAGACACGCGCACCGCGCACAUCGACGAGUGUACUACGAGAAGAGAAGAGACCGAGCCAACGUCAUCCAGUUGAUCCAGUAGCAGCAGCAGCAGCGGCGGCGACGGCGGCGGCAGGAUCCCGUUUCCUGCGCCUACAUCACGCCUACAGCCUCGCCCGGGUAUCUCGAUUUACCGUGCGAGCAUCGUCGUCGGCGAGCCGAUUAUCCGCGCGAUCGUCGCGACUUGUCCUUCGCUCUCCCUCCUUCUCAUCCUUCUUUCUCUCUCCCGUCCCUCAACGCUCCGUCCGUCAACCUGAGGGAGAACCAAGCCAGCCUCGGUGAGAAGGUGAUAUCCCGUUUCGGUGGCGCGGAAGCCGCGUCGCCGACGGCCUCUCUCGCUCGCCAAUAAUUCGCUCUUCCCUCCCUCUCUCCCGCUCGCCCCGCUCGCUCUUUCUCUCUCUCUUUCUCAUCCGCCUCCCUUUCGUUGCCGCGCGCCGAAAACGAUGGCGUUUCUGAGAAGUGUUCCGCGACGAUGCUGCGCCGGCAAGAAGCUGGCCAAGUGCGGGGCGCCGCCGUUGGCCGUGGUCGGCCUCCUGGAGAACGCCGCGGCGGCGGCGACGGCGGCGACAGCGGCAACGGCAGCGGUUACCAGGGCACCGCCGUCGUUGCGGCUGGUUGCACAGGUGCGUGGCUACGCGACCUCCUCCCCCUCCGCCGCCGCCACUGACGUCAAGAAGCAAGGACAGCAGCAACACACGGCGCUGCCACGGCAGAUCGACCCGCUCGAUUUGAAGUUUAACGACCCGAUCGCCUCGUUCAAAAGCAAGACCACCAUGGAGCUGAUGCGGGCCUACGUCGUCUACCAGAUGUGCUCCAUCGAGUACAUCGUGGAGCACAACAUGAAGUUUAUGAAACUGGCCAAGGCAAUGCUGGGUGAAAAGCUGUUCACGAAGCUCAUGAAGGCGACGUUCUACGGUCACUUCGUCGCCGGCGAAGACGAGGUGCAGAUCACACCUGUCUUAAAUAGGCUGCGGCAAUUUGGCGUUAAACCGAUCCUCGAUUAUUCCGUCGAGGAGGACAUCUCGCAGGAAGAGGCCGAGCGGCGCGAGAUCCAAGCCUCGGUGUCGGAGGCGGGCGACGAGAAGAGGGAGGGCCCGCUGAAAAAGUAUCACGUGGAGAAGUCGUUCGCCGAUCGGCGAUACAAGGUGUCGUCGGCCAGGACAUAUUUCUACCUGAACGAAGCGUCAUGCGAGCGAAACAUGGAUAUAUUUAUCAGGUGUCUGGAGGCUGUGGCGAGCGCUUCGAUGGGAAUGGGCAUCACAGCCGUUAAAUUAACGGCGCUUGGUCGGCCGCAGCUUCUGCUGCAAUUGUCAGAGGUAAUUAUGCGCGCACGGCAGUAUACGUCCGACGUUAUCGGCGGCGAGGGUGCCGUUCUGACACAUCACGCGAAGCCUGAUGAUUUCAGGAAAAAGUUUGAGGAGGCACACAUCAAAGACGAGGAAUCGGUGCAAAAGUUCCUUCAAAAAAUUCAAUCGGAUAAAGAAGGUGUGAUUCACCUUUUUCCGUGGAGCGGUAUUCUAGACGAAAAUUACGAACUGAGCGAAACGUUCCAAGUACCUGAUAUUAAGACGGGCAAGAUGGUCAGGCUGAUGUCACAACUCACGUCCAAGGAAGAGGAAAUGUUUAGGAACAUGAUCAGGCGUCUAAACACUAUCGUCACGGUGGCUGACAAUUUGGAUGUUCGUAUCAUGAUAGAUGCAGAGCAGACGUACUUCCAACCGGCCAUUUCUCGCCUGACGUUGGAGAUGAUGCGCAAGUACAAUACAAAAAAGGCUGUGGUAUUCAACACUUACCAGACGUAUCUGCAAGAGGCAUAUAACGAGGUGAAAACGGAUCUCGAACAGGCGGAACGCCAAAAUUUUUAUUUUGGUGCUAAACUCGUUCGCGGCGCGUACAUUGAGCAGGAAAGGGCAAGAGCGGCAGCUAUGGGUUAUCCAGAUCCCACGAAUCCAACAUUUGAGGCGACGACCGAGUCCUAUCAUAAGACGCUCAUGGAGUGCCUGAGGCGGAUGAAACAGUACAAGGAUAAGGGAGAAGAUCCCAAGAAAAUAGGAAUUAUGGUUGCCUCGCACAAUGAAGACACCGUGCGUUUCGCGAUCGAGAAAAUGAAAGAAAUCGGAAUUUCGCCGGAGGAUAAAGUCAUAUGUUUUGGUCAGUUAUUAGGAAUGUGCGACUACAUAACAUUUCCAUUGGGUCAAGCCGGUUACUCCGCGUACAAGUACAUCCCAUACGGACCGGUUAAGGAGGUGUUGCCGUACUUGUCGCGGCGCGCACAAGAGAAUCGGGGCAUACUGACGAAGAUCAAAAAGGAGAAACGCCUAUUAUUGAAUGAAAUCACGAGACGUAUAGUGCGCGGAAAGAUCUUUUACAAACCCAAGGGCAAUUACACUCCGGUUUGAGCAGUCAAUUUAGUUGCACACAGACAGAAUUUUAAGUAUCAAAUUUAAGUAGUGAUUGUAAAUUAUCGAGAACUCUCCUGAAAGUACUUGAUGCGGGCACUUCGGAUUGAAGUAACUUGACAGACCUGUUACUGUGGUACUCGGAAGAAAGAGAGAGAGAGAGAGAGAGCGUCGUGCGCGCUGCGCGCAGGAGUGUGUACGUGAGACUUAAGGGUAUACGCAGUGUUAUCUAUUACGUAAAAAUCGCCUUAGUGUUGUAUUGUCGAAUGUACCGAUGCUCAAAGCUACUGAGUAAAGCUACAGUAUGUAUUCGUUGCUCGUUUCGUUCGUCGUUAUUAAAGAAGAUGCUAGUGAUUGUGCUAUAAUUUAGUUUCACUCACGAGAAGGUGUUUUCACAAAGAUCGAGCAAAGAAAGUUUAAAACCAAUCAACUCUUUCCAUGGUUAAUGCGUAAAUUAUCAAUGGUUUUUUAACGAUAUUUUCUGUGCACAGUAUUAAGGAUCGACCGGAUCGAUCAACGGCUUUUUUUGCUAUAAACGCAACGACGAUGACGAUUGGUAAUCUUGCAUCGGUGUUUUUAGCACAUUUGCGUUCUUUUCAAGUUUUACAAGUUUCUUUAAGAAUCUCGUCGAAUAUUUUCCAUGUGUACAUAAUACACGCGCGCAUAUAUUAUUUAUGAUUCGUGUUCACCUAAAUGUCUUAUCGUCCAUAGUAUCGGUAACAUUAAAAAGGAAGGGGCGGGAAUAGGAAGAAACAAAGGACAUUGCGCAUAAAUCAAGAUGUAAUUGUACGAUUUGCUACCAUCUCAACGAUUAUCGCUCACGUGAACGUAGAACUGUUUAGAGCAUUCGCGAUGCAUAUAUAGCAAUCUUAUCAAGAAGAUUGAUAGUAACUGCAUCGCGUGCGCUUCCAUUAAGCGUAAAACGUCGCUGAUGAGCGUUUUAAUAUGUGGAGAAAUGACCAUGUUUGGAUAAAUGAGAAGAGAUUAAUAACACGCGUAUUACGAAAAGAUAGUUUUUAGGAGUGCGGUGAGAUAACAGGGUGAAAGUAUAAUAAAAUUCAGGGGUAUCUUAGCGAGAGACGUGCUUUAGCACGAAGCAGGAAAGAGGAAGAGAGAAAGGGAGACAGAGUCGUUCUUCGUAGUGCACGCGUCUCGAGUCACGUGAAUACAAAAGUGAUUUUGGGCUGGCUAACGAAAGUCGGAGAGAUCUGCGAGAAACGCGAUAUUUCUUUUGUGAUACGUUAAUAGCCGUAGUUAAGCCACACAAUACACGAGAUAUUAGUCCCACUUCGCUUCAGCCUAAAAUUGCUUCUCGAGUUACAAGAUAAUUCGUAAGAAAAGCGUACGCGGCGCCGUUGGAGGACACCGCAAAUAUUGUUGGUAAUAAAAAAAAAGAGAUGUGCGUUCCGUGCACUCAUCCUCAUUGUUUCUUUCCAAGGAAGAAGACAAAGGACUGUUUUAAAAACAAUAAAUUCAUGCCGUUAUUCGAAUAAGAGUUUUAAGUAUUAACGAAUCCUUUUCUCAUCCGUCGUGAGAAAAAUUACAUCUCGAAGGAAGAAAUUUAUCGGAGAUUAGGCUAUGAUCUGAUUAAUGAAAGAGAGAAUUGCGUCCAGUCUGAUGCGUUUCGUAUAAUUUAGCGUUACUCGUCGAUAUCGAUGCGGGACGGUAAUUCGCGACUUCGAAAAUCACGAUCAUGCAAUCAACGAUCAGCAAGUUACGAUAUAAUUUAGCCUGUAAGAUUGUACAAGCGUUUCCGAGGAGGUUGCGUAGCGCAUUCUGAUAUUCUUAGGCCAGUAUUUCCUUUAUACUCGCGAUAGACGACUCAAUGAUGUACUUCUCCAAUUGGUACUAUUACUAUCCUUAUUUUCUUUUUUUUUCUACCUUGCAGAUUGUCAUGAUUAUACUCAAUCAUUUCGUUUCUCUGGACGAUCUAUACGCGAGUGCAGUCAUUUGUGAUCUCCUCUCUUUUUGCUGUAUACGUUAUGCGAAAGCGUUUACGUUCAGAAUAUGUGUGUAUGUAGCCUACAUUUAUACACGACUGUAAUAAUCCAAACGAGAUACGUUUGCGUAGGGUAUUUACUCGCUUCAUAGAGACGCACUGCGUGCGCGACAUUGAUCGAUUCGCGAGAGGAAAGAAAAGGAAGGAAGAAUUAUAUCGAGUCUAGAGCAAGUCUAAAACUUUCGCUGUGAAUCAUGUGUGUAAAUGCUGGGAGAAAGAGAAAAGGAAAAUGAGAAACAUGAUCGAUGAAGAAAUAAAUAAAGGGGCAUUGUUACAAGUUA